Messenger RNA from Lemur catta (Ring-tailed lemur), 1654 nucleotides. It is a transcript of the gene PGK2, whose product is annotated as phosphoglycerate kinase 2. The transcript has a single exon. Gene Ontology annotation, molecular function: phosphoglycerate kinase activity; ADP binding; ATP binding. Bases 111 to 1364 code for a protein of 417 amino acids. Gene Ontology annotation, biological process: glycolytic process; gluconeogenesis. Lineage: Eukaryota; Metazoa; Chordata; Mammalia; Primates; Lemuridae. Gene Ontology annotation, cellular component: cytosol; sperm fibrous sheath; extracellular exosome. The record is from RefSeq and is a predicted model, not a curated record.
UGGGGCAAGACGAAAGACGUUAGAAAACACCACCCACUCAGCCUCCCAGCAGUGAAGCCGUUCUUCAGCGUUGGGAUCCAGGUGUCAUCUUAUGUCUUUAUAAUAUCAAGAUGUCGCUUUCUAAAAAGUUGACUUUGGACAAACUGGAUGUUAAAGGAAAGCGAGUCAUCAUGAGAGUAGAUUUCAACGUUCCCAUGAAAAAGAACGAGAUCACAAACAACCAAAGAAUCAAAGCUUCCAUCCCAAGCAUCAAGCACUGCCUGGAUAAUGGAGCCAAGUCAGUAGUCCUUAUGAGUCAUCUAGGCCGGCCUGAUGGUGUUCCCAUGCCUGACAAAUACUCCUUAGAGCCUGUUGCUGCUGAGCUCAAAUCCUUGCUGGGCAAGGAUGUUCUAUUCCUGAAGGAUUGUGUAGGCCCAGAAGUGGAGAAAGCCUGUGCCGACCCAGCUACUGGUUCAGUCAUCCUGCUGGAGAACCUGCGCUUUCAUGUGGAGGAAGAAGGGAAGGGCCAAGAUCCUUCUGGAAAGAAGCUUAAAGCUGAACCAGAUCAAAUAGAAGCCUUCCGAGCAUCACUCUCCAAACUAGGGGACGUUUAUGUCAAUGAUGCUUUUGGCACUGCACACCGAGCUCACAGUUCCAUGGUGGGAGUGAAUCUACCCCAGAAGGCAUCCGGAUUCCUGAUGAAGAAGGAGCUGGAAUACUUUGCCAGAGCCUUGGAAAACCCAGAGAGACCCUUUCUGGCUAUACUUGGUGGAGCCAAAGUGGCAGACAAGAUCCAACUCAUCACAAAUAUGCUGGACAAGGUCAACGAAAUGAUUAUUGGUGGUGGAAUGGCUUUUACCUUCCUUAAGGUACUCAACAACAUGGGGAUUGGUGCUUCCCUGUUUGAUGAAGAGGGAGCUAAGAUCGUCAAAGAUAUUAUGGCCAAAGCAAAGAACAAUGGUGUAAAUAUUACUUUUCCUGUUGACUUUGUCACUGCUGACAAGUUUGAUCAGAAUGCUCAGGUUGGACAAGCCACUGUAGAAUCUGGCAUACCUCCUGGCUGGAAGGCUUUAGACUGUGGUCCUGAGAGCAACAAGAAGUAUGCUGAAAUUGUGGCUCGAGCAAAACUAAUUGUUUGGAAUGGACCUUUAGGAGUAUUUGAAUGGGAUGCCUUUGCUAAGGGAACCAAAGCCCUCAUGGAUGAAGUUGUGAAAGCCACUUCCAAGGGCUGCAUCACCAUUAUAGGGGGUGGAGACACUGCUACUUGUUGUGCCAAAUGGAAUACUGAAGAUAAAGUCAGCCAUGUGAGCACUGGAGGUGGUGCCAGUCUAGAGCUUUUGGAAGGCAAAAUCCUUCCUGGAGUAGAUGCCCUGAGCAACUUGUAGUUGAAAGAGUAUUACAUCUUCCUGUUUCCUGUCCACAGCCUUUAAGUCAACUUAAUACUUGUACAUGUCAACUUGACUUUUGUUAAAAUCUACCCCUAGAUCAAGACCCUGGUAAAGAACAAGCAGUGGGCCAUCAGGAAUGCUUAACAUCAGCACAGCAAAUCAGUUCAUUUUAGUUUGGCCAUGGAUUUGCCAAUUCUUUUCAAGAUCUCAUUUGAACUUCAUUGUGCCUUGUAGGGAGGAUAUAUUCUUACGCUGCCUAUUAAAAAAAGUGAGUGGAAUAAGCUGAA